This is a messenger RNA of Nanorana parkeri, 1545 nucleotides long. Its product is annotated as NXPE family member 1-like. The record is from RefSeq and is a predicted model, not a curated record. NCBI's taxonomy places the organism in Eukaryota, Metazoa, Chordata, Amphibia, Anura, Dicroglossidae. The transcript has 4 exons. Bases 1 to 1545 code for a protein of 514 amino acids.
AUGUAUUUGUUCCAGAGCACUGGUGCAGUCCUACACUCCAUCAACCCUACUGUAAACCACGGGGCAAAACUUGAACCAGCUACCAACUUCUUAGAGGAUGAAAUUCAAGCUUCUCUCAUCUUCAAAAACAUUUCUGUCUUGGUUCCUUCUAUUACAUUCACCCACAAGGACAACACAACCAGCGCUAAAAAGAGCAGAGCCGCCAUCCUGAACCCAAGGAUAAAGUACUGUGUUGGAGAGACAAUAAUUGUUCAGGUUGAGAUGUUUGAUCAUUCAGGUAACAUGAAAACAUAUGGAGGAGACUUCAUAAGAGCUAGGAUUUUUUCCACAGGGCUUAAAGCUGCAGCUUCUGGGAGAAUUGAAGAUUUUAACAAUGGAACCUAUAAUGUCCAUUUCACUUUAUUUUGGGAAGGAAAGGUUUUCUUUUCAUUGGUCCUCUACCAUCCAAGUGAGGCUGUUUCAGCAUUGUGGAGAGCAAGGAACAGGGGCUAUGGCCUAAUUGACUUCAUAGGAACAUUUACUAAUAGAACUCAUGAGGUGAAGACCGAAUGUGGAUUCCAACUGAAUACAACGAAGGACAAAUGUCAAUAUAGCAAUGAGGAAUACAACGAGAUAUUUUACUGCACUAAGCCAGAAUCUUUCCAUUGUGGUUCAUUAAUAUACCUUCAGUCUUUCAACAAAGCUCUCUCCUUUCUAAGCACAGAUGAAAAAUCUCUCUUCACCAGGGGAAAUAUUGCUAUUGAAAUCCCCAAAAACUUUGAAUCCAUUGAUGUGUCUUCAUGUACACAAUCAUCUCCUCCUCCUCCUCUGGAACAAUGCAAGAUUGGAAUGGUACCUCCAUUUCCCAGUGGAUUUGUGUUACAGAAUAAAUGGAGACCCGUAUUCUGUCACCUUGCCAACUUCACACUCCAUGAACAAAUGUACAACUGUAUAAAGGACAAAAUGAUUUAUCUCAUAGGAGACUCCACCGUUCGGCAAUGGUAUCUGUAUUUAGCGAACACAUUUAAAGGAUUUAAAAAUUUUGAUCUCCAUCGAACGGGAUUGGAGUCUAUGCUCUUAGCGGUUGAUCAGCAGGGGAACAUCAAGCUACAGUGGAAAAAGCAUAGCCAUCCAAUUAUUGCAAGUCGGUUUUACUCUGUAAAAGAUGACUACUAUGUAAGUGAGCAAAUAGACCAGCUGGAUGGAGGUCCACACUAUGUCAUCGUUAUCUGCCUGGGCCAAGACUUCAGACCUUUCCCCACCCACCUCUUCAUCAAAAGAAUUAUGAACGUGCGCAAAGCUUUGGAACGUCUCUUCUUACGCAGUCCAGACACAAAGGUUAUUAUUAAAGCAGAGAACACCAGAGAGAUGAAUAUAGAUGCUGAGAGAUUCAGUGACUUUCAUGGGUAUAUUCAGUAUCUUAUAGUAAAGGACAUCUUCAAUGGUCUUCAGGUGGCUGUGGUUGAUGCUUGGGACAUGACCAUUGCGUACAAUACAAAUAGUGUUCAUCCUCCAGAUAAUGUUAUCCAAGACCAAAUAUAUAUGUUUUUAACGUAUAUUUGCUAG